AUGAAAAUCAUCAUUGCCGAUUGCCUUUUUCAUGUACUAAUUAUCUUAACCCUGUUUAUAUCGCGACUGCCGCUAUCCUUUUCAACAACAGAAGAAAUUCAGGUAAUACUCACACGGUUAGACUCCAAACGCUCAUGUCCUUCGGUUCAAGAAUCAGCUGCUAAAGCCGUCUUGGGAAGAUUGCUCCCUACCCAUUUUCACAGCUUUGACUUUAAGAUUGUCUCCAAGGAUGUUUGUGGGGGACAAGGUUGCUUUUUGAUAGAAAAUUACCAUGGCUCCAGCCAAAAUGGACCCGAGAUAAUAAUUAAAGGCACCACAGCAGUUGAAAUUGCCUCUGGUUUCCACUGGUAUAUUAAAUAUUUCUGUGGCGCUCAUGUAUCUUGGGACAAGACUGGUGGUGUGCAGUUAGCCUCUGUUCCGAAGCCAGGGUUAUUGCCCAUUGUAAAAGACGGUGGUGUGCUGGUUCAACGGCCUGUUCCAUGGAACUAUUACCAAAAUGUUGUUACUUCUAGUUAUUCAUAUAUCUGGUGGGAUUGGGAAAGAUGGGAGAAAGAGAUAGACUGGAUGGCUCUUCAGGGAAUCAACUUGCCCUUGGCAUUUACGGGACAAGAAGCCAUAUGGCAAAAAGUUUUCAUGGGAUUUAAUAUUACCAUGGAAGAUUUGAAUGAUUUCUUUGGUGGACCAGCUUUCCUUGCUUGGGCUCGCAUGGGAAAUUUACAUGGGUGGGGUGGUCCUUUAUCGGAAAACUGGUUGAAUCAGCAAUUGGUUUUACAAAAGAAGAUACUAUCUCGGAUGUUAGAGUUAGGCAUGACUCCGGUGCUUCCAUCUUUCUCUGGGAAUGUUCCAGCAGCUUUGAAGACAAUUUUUCCUACAGCAAAUAUAACUAGACUAGGGGACUGGAACACAGUGGAUGGUGAUCCGCGUUGGUGCUGUACUUAUCUCCUGAAUCCUUCCGAUCCUCUAUUUGUUGAGAUUGGAGAGGCUUUUAUCAGAAUGCAAAUCAAAGAAUACGGUGAUGUGACUGACAUCUACAACUGUGACACAUUCAAUGAAAAUUCCCCGCCUACAAAUGACCCAACAUAUAUCUCUUCCCUCGGUGCUGCCGUGUUCAAAGCAAUGUCCAAUGGUGACAAAGAUGCUGUGUGGUUGAUGCAAGGUUGGCUUUUCUACUCGGAGUCAACUUUCUGGAAGCCACCCCAAAUGAAGGCACUUUUACAUUCUGUUCCAGUGGGGAAAAUGAUAGUUCUUGAUUUAUUCGCUGAUGUCAAACCAAUAUGGGCAACUUCCUCUCAAUUUUAUGGAACUCCUUAUGUCUGGUGUUUACUGCAUAACUUUGGAGGUAAUAUUGAAAUGUAUGGAACACUGGAUGCAAUUUCUUCGGGUCCAGUGGAUGCUCGCAUCAGUAAAAAUUCAACUAUGGUAGGUGUUGGCAUGUGCAUGGAAGGGAUAGAGCAAAAUCCAGUUGUUUACGAGUUAAUGUCUGAAACGGCAUUUCGAGAGGAGAAAGUUCAAGUUCUGGAAUGGCUGAAGACCUACACCCAUAGACGGUAUGGUAAAUCAAUUCAACAAAUUGAAGAAGCAUGGGCGAUAUUGUAUCACACAGUUUACAAUUGCACAGAUGGAAUCGCUGAUCAUAACACAGAUUUCAUAGUCAAAUUUCCAGAUUGGGAUCCAUCUACAAAUUCUGUAUCUCAACCAUCAAAUCGAAACAAUACGCAUACGUACAGCUUGAAAACUGGAACCAGUAGAUUCUCAUUUCUGGACAGUAGCUCUGAUCUGCCUCAAGCACAUUUGUGGUAUUCUACUCAUGAGGUCGUCAAUGCUUUAAAGCUCUUCCUUGAGGCUGGAAAUGACUUAGCUGGCAGCCUCACAUAUAGAUAUGAUUUGGUCGACUUAACACGUCAAGUGUUGUCAAAGCUAGCAAACAAAGUCUAUUUGGAUGCAGUGAAAGCUUUUCGAAGGAAGGAUGUCAAAGCUUUGAAUUUUCACGGCCAGAAGUUUAUACAACUAAUAAAGGAUAUUGAUGUGCUUGUUGCUUCUGAUGACAAUUUUCUGCUUGGAACAUGGCUUGAAAGUGCAAAAAUGUUGGCAAAAAAUCCAAGCGAGAUGAGACAGUACGAAUGGAAUGCUAGAACGCAAGUGACAAUGUGGUUUGAUACCACAGCAACCAAUCAAAGCCAGCUUCAUGAUUAUGCCAACAAAUUUUGGAGUGGACUGUUGGAAGGAUACUAUCUGCCUCGAGCUUCAAGCUAUUUUAACCAUUUGUUAAAAAGCUUGGAGAAAAAUGAGAGUUUCAAUAUCGUGGAAUGGAGAAAACAAUGGAUAUCAUUCUCAAAUAAGUGGCAACAAGGGGUUGAGCUGUACCCAGCGAAGGCUAAAGGAGAUUUUCUUGCUAUUGCCAAGGCUUUAUUUGAAAAAUAUUUUAGUUGAAUUAAUUAAUAAUCCUGCGUUUUAAGUACAAUUAGAAUACGCCAUGUGAUUUCAUUUUGGCUUUCAUUUCCUUC
Molecule: messenger RNA, 2504 nt
Organism: Hibiscus syriacus
Lineage: Eukaryota; Viridiplantae; Streptophyta; Magnoliopsida; Malvales; Malvaceae
Product: alpha-N-acetylglucosaminidase
Exons: 19
Coding region: 1-2430 (809 amino acids)
Source: RefSeq, a predicted model, not a curated record